AGGGGCUGAGGAAUGUGGGGGGGCGGGGAAUCCGGCUGAAGCCUGCAGCAAGUAGCAGAGCCGGAAGUUCUGGGCUCUUGGAGGGUAGAAAGGGAACCCCUGAGUCAGGGAGAACCAGCCAAGACCCAGCAGGUAGUAGUGAAGACACAGCAGCGGGAGAGAGGAGGCACCCACCUCCUCCUUGUUGAGGGUCCAAUCAUGUCCAAGCCCAGGGGACGUGGGAGGGGGCCUGGGACUGUCGGGCCACCAGUGCGCAGCAUCCGGCCCUUUAAGUCCAGCGAGCAGUACCUGGAAGCCAUGAAGGAGGACCUGGCCGAGUGGCUUCGGGAUCUCUACGGGCUGGACAUCGACGCGGCCAACUUCCUGCACGUCCUGGAGACCGGCCUGGUGCUGUGCAGGCAUGCCAACGCCAUCACGGAGGCUGCCCUGGCCUUCCUGGCACAGGCACCUGCCCAGGCCCAAAGGAUUCCCCUGCCUCGGGCUGGGGUUUCCUGCAACGGCGCUGCCCAGCCGGGCACCUUCCAGGCCCGGGACAACGUCUCCAACUUCAUCCAGUGGUGUCGAAAGGAGAUGGACAUCCAAGAGGUGGUGAUGUUCGAGACCGAGGACCUGGUGCUACGCAAGAACGUGAAGAACGUGGUUCUGUGCCUGCUGGAGCUGGGCCGCCGAGCCUGGCGCUUCGGCGUGGCAGCGCCAACCCUGGUGCGGCUGGAGGAGGAGAUCGACGAGGAGCUGCGGCAGGAGCUGGCCCUGCCCCCGCCUGACCCGCCGCCCCCGGAGCCCCCGAAGCGUCGGCCCUGCCACUUCCGCAACCUGGACCAGAUGGUGCAGAGUCUCAUCAGCCACUGCAGGUGCCCAGUUCAGUUCUCCAUGGUCAAGGUGUCUGAGGGGAAGUACCGUGUGGGGGACUCCAACACCCUCAUCUUUAUCCGGAUCCUCCGGAACCAUGUGAUGGUGCGUGUGGGGGGCGGCUGGGACACACUCGGCCAUUAUCUGGACAAACAUGACCCUUGCCGGUGCACUUCCCUCUCACACAAGACCGGCAGUUUUCAGAAGCCCCCUGCCUCACCGGCACAGCAUGAAGUGAGGGUGCAGGAUGGGCCUUCGCUGCCCCAACCUACGAUGACUAUCAGCCGUUCCCAGAGCCCACUGCCCCCCGUGGACUGGAAGACAUACACCGCUUCAGGCCGAAAGCUGAGGCCUCUCAGCUUCAUCGCCCCUAAAGUCCACAGUAAAAGAGGAGCAGAGGCGGGAGUCCCCAGAGAGACAGCAUCAUUCCUGAGGUGCCAGGAGAGGUCACCCACCCCAACUCAGAGGCAGCUGCCAGCUCGGGACAGCCCACCUGGCCCCAAAUCCUUAACCCUCUGUAGGGGCCAAGACCCACAGGGCACCUCCUCAGGGAAAAAGGAGGAGAGGUACUCCCAUGAACACCCCAGAGGAAGGACUCCCACAUCUUGGGUUCAUGAGAGGACAGACAGCCUGGGCCCUCAUGCCAGGGCCACCAUCUCCCAGACAUUCCAAGCCCCUGAAGCCACAGCCAAAAGGACACCAGCAAGAGGACCAUCUCUGCUUCGUUCCUCCAGCCCAGCCAAGCCCAUGAGCUUCAGGCCACCACCCAGGGGUGAGGCUGAGGGUGCUUCUGCACAGCUCAGGGGGUCAGCAGCUGUCCGCUCUCUGACUCCUGUUAAAGGGCCCACCAAGAUCCCUGUCCAACUGCCCCCUGCCCGUCCCCCAACUCCAGGAAGUAGGCUUCUAGGUCCUGCAACUGGAGGUCCCAUGACAGAAUUGGGGAGUGAACCCAUCCCAGUAAGGGCUGUCACUGGGGACCCGGCUGGGUGCAGACAUGGGGACUUCUUUGUGGAUGCGAGGCAAGGGGACCAGAAGCUGGACAUCCAAAUGACAGAAAAGGCUGGGGAGCCUUGGGGCUUGGACCCCCAGGAGUGGGAGGGGCGAUACCCUCCCGUGCCCCUGGGUGGGACUAAAGAUCAGGCCACGUACCACAUGCUCGAGGAAGAGCUUUUGACCAACAUGAAGCUACUAGAGGUGGGGGUUGCUGGCACAGGAUCUGGGGUCAUCCCUCGAAGUGGAGUCUAUGUCCCCAGCCAAUGUGGGCGAUGGCCUGAGCCUGGGGGUCUUUAUGACAAAGUCAUCCAAGAACUGGCUCAGGGUCCCCCAGCCCUCCUUAAAGUGGACCUGGCAGCCUGGAAGGCAGCCCCUACAGGUUCCCCUAAGCUAGCUGCUACCGUGGGCCCAGGAAGCCCCAAAGGGAAACUGGGGGCCCUUGAGAAUGGGCCAAAGGUAGAGGCAAGCCUGAGUGCCAAGGGCACCAGGGUGAAGAAGGUCCCAGAUCAAGGAGGGCAGGACUGCUCAGCCCCUAUCGUGUCUGCUGGCCUGGAAGCCCCCACACCUUCCCCCUCAGACCCCAAUUCUGACAAAACCAAGGUGUGUCCAGGCAAGGGCAAGAGAACACUCCGAAAGCCCCAGAGAGUCCCAUCCAUCUACAAGCUGAAGCUGAGGCCCAGGAUCCGGCCCCGGAGAGACCACAGGCCCGAAAAGCAGCCUUCACGCAUCCCAAGGCCACUGGCCUACCUCCACCUGGGUCCAGCCAGGGCAUUGGGUUCAGCCAGGGCACUCCCCAGGGGCAGGCCAGUGAGAGCAGCACUGAGCAGCAAGGGAGUAGAGUCCCACUCAGUGGAUGGCACCUCAGCAGGGAAGGAAAAAGGAAAGAGGAAAGAACCAGCUGCUCCACUCAAGAGCAGCUCCCAGGCCUUGGAGGGUGGGGUUCUCCAGCAGAUUGAUCAAGACCCACUCCAACCUGAGGAGGAGUCCUGGGUCUGAGGAGGGGCCUUCUCAAACCUGAAGCUGCGGGUCUGAAGGGAAGUGAAAAGGAUGCCAUAUAGACAUUGGACUCCCAGUUUCAAACAGAAAGUUAGGUCCCUCACCUCUAUCCAAGGCCUUGCUGGGGGUGAGUGUGUGUGUGUGAGGGGGUGGGUCAGAAGACAAAUAUAGAUCAAGUCUGCUUGUUGACGAAAGGGACCACCACUCCAACUCCAGGGGCACGAGGGCCACCCUAUGUCUUCCUGUCUUCCCCUAGAACAGCUCCCCAAACUCCUGGCCUCUGGCCAUGCCUACCAUUUCCACAACUCUUAUAAGUUAUUAAACACUUGUGGGUCUGUUCCUGA
Suricata suricatta (meerkat) is the source of this 3182-nucleotide messenger RNA. It is a transcript of the gene GAS2L2, whose product is annotated as growth arrest specific 2 like 2. The transcript is spliced from 6 exons. The record is from RefSeq and is a predicted model, not a curated record. Gene Ontology annotation, biological process: regulation of microtubule polymerization or depolymerization; protein localization to microtubule plus-end; microtubule bundle formation. Gene Ontology annotation, cellular component: actin filament; microtubule plus-end; cytoplasm. Bases 199 to 2838 code for a protein of 879 amino acids. Lineage: Eukaryota; Metazoa; Chordata; Mammalia; Carnivora; Herpestidae. Gene Ontology annotation, molecular function: cytoskeletal adaptor activity; actin filament binding; microtubule binding.